Messenger RNA from Durusdinium trenchii, 1368 nucleotides. Lineage: Eukaryota; Dinophyceae; Suessiales; Symbiodiniaceae. The record is from the annotation of a GenBank genome assembly.
AUGGCGGGUUCAGAAGUUGUGGUGCCGGAGUGGCUCGACAGCGUGUACCCCAAUAGGGAGAGGCCUUGGCGAUCAUUGCAACGUUGCUCACUGCAUGUGGGAAACGAUGGAGCUGGCCUUCAAAUGGAAGCCACAGAACUGGGCUACUUGGUGGAAGCUGUGGAGAAGACGCCGGGCCAAGACCAAAGACUUCGCCCUGGAGUUUUGAUCAUCGAAAUUGCCGGGACGCCUUUGUUGGCCUUGGACCCAGAUAGCUUGGAAGAGGCCUUUGGCUCGAACUUUGCGGAUGGAGCUGAAUUGCUUGUUGUCGAAGCGGAGGAGUUGCGGCGUGCGACCAUCGAAAGGGAUUCCCAAGGUGAGUGCCCCUGCAACGAGGCAGAUGAGUUUCCAGAAGUUGUGGAGAUAGAGCCACCGGAGGCUGAAGUCCUAGAGCAUGGCAGUGUGAUGAACCUUCGCCUUUGCCCUGCCACCAAGCUCCGGGAUCUAUCGCCUGGCAAGCGCGGAAACCUGUCAGAGGACUUGGAACACUUUGCAGAACUCCACCAGUUGCGUGCAGAGUUGCAUUGCCCAGAAGCCACCACGGCCUCGGCCAGGCUGACUCUGUGUGGGGCACCAGAAGAUGUGGCAGUGGCCCAAGAGGAGGCACAAAAGAUCAUGAGGUUUUACGACCUCCUUCCGCUUGAAGAAGUUAAAGAAGCGGUCAGCACUGUAGAGGUGGAGGGUUUGGUGCUGCACUCCUUGCCUGCUCGCCAUCGCCGUCGCCGCAAAGCGCCUGAUGCAGCCGAGGGAGAGAAGGCCGGAAAGGUUGUGGUCACAGAAGUCGUAGACGAGACUCACAUUGAGCAACCUGUGAUGGCAGUAGCCAUCCCUUCGACGGAAGAGCUUCGCCUCUAUGAGUACUUGGAUCACACCGCAGAUGUGAUCCUACACUCUUGGGGCAAAACGUUGUCACAAGCCUUUGAGCAGUGCUGCGUAUGUUUUUUCUCGUAUUUGACAGACCUGGACACAGUGAGCAUGGUCACAUCAGUCGACAUUCAGGCAACUGGACAUGACCUAACCGACCUUCUUUAUCAUCUCCUUGACGAGUUUCUCUUCAACUUCAGCACCGAGUUUAUAAUCUGUCGGCGUGUGGAGGUCGAUUUGGACGAAGCAAACCUUCGAGCAACUGCACGAGGUUAUGGUGAGAAAUUUGAUCUUCAAAAGCAUCCACAAGGUACAGAGAUCAAGGCGAUCACCAUGCACCAAAUGAAGAUUUUAACUCCUACCACGGUGGCUAGUGAGCAGGGCAUUCAAAAACGAGAACAAGAAGAAGCUCAUCCUGAGAUUGUGGAUCACCCCUUUGAGUGCUACGUUUUGGUGGACAUUUGA